This is a messenger RNA of Prorocentrum cordatum, 2805 nucleotides long. Lineage: Eukaryota; Dinophyceae; Prorocentrales; Prorocentraceae. The record is from the annotation of a GenBank genome assembly.
AUGACGGAGCUGCAGGUGGCCACCCUCGACGUCGCGAGCCUCCGGGCGGACCGCUUGGAGGAGAUCUUCACGUUUCCUGCACUUCCUGCAGUGCGCUCCGACCCCUGGAUGGAGGAAGUCGUCAAUUUCACAUCCACCGUGGCUCGUGGUACUCCGCCGGUGCCGCGGUGCAUCGCUGGCGACCUGAGCUGGCGCCCCUCUUACGUCAACGCGCUGCCGACGCACGCCUUCCUGUGCGCCGCAACUACGCCUACGACCCUAGCAGGGGCCUCUCCUACGCGAGCCGUGGGGGCCGGCAUCGAGCUGAAGCUUGAGAGCGUCGCCUUCCUCCCGCUCGUUCCUCAUCGCGGGCUGGCGAUCUUCUCUGCGCAGGCUACGCGAAUGCGCCGCACUACACGGUUCACGCUCGACCCGGGCACCAUCCUGCUGGCGAGCGACACCGAGGAGCUGCAGAGCCACAUGGAUGCCACCAUGCCGGCCUGCCCAGCCGCCGCCCCUCUCCCGGAGAGGCGGGAGCGAUGGCGCGCCCGGGCCGAGGGGGCACUGACGGCAGCUGCCCACCAGGGGUGGGCACUGCAAGACGGGGCUGCUGAACGCCCCAAGGGACCCCCCCCUACCUCGCGCAGGGUGGCCACGACUCCAGCGCUCCGCGACCAUGCAGACGAGCUCAUCGCUGGCCCUCUUCUGCGCCAGUACGUGGACUCGGCCCUCCGGGGCCGGUUGACAGCUGGCCCGAAAGGCUGGCCGACGCACGCAGAGGCACACAGCAAGAUCUCGAAGGCCAUCUCCGCGAUCCAGCGGGACCUGCUCAGAGAUCGCCGCUCCGAGUGGCGCCGCCUCUUCCAGCACUUCACGACGGACACGUGGAGGGCAGCCACUGCAGGGGUUCAUGGGCCCUCCGAGUGCCCCAGUUUCAAUGCCGAUGACAUGGCGGAGGAGUGGAAGCGAGCGCGUGCCCCGUCAGACCCCAACUACGACGAGCAGAGGUGCGCGGCCAGGUGGGAGCAGUACGCCGCGGAGGCGCACGAGCCCUUGCCGAAGACCGCCAACGCCUACGACGAGGAGUGGCACCCCUCUUACGCCGACUUCCGGGUCGCCGUGCGCAAGGCCAAAGGCAGCGCAGGCUAUGACGGUUGGCACUCUAGCGAGCUCAAGCUGAUCUCCGAGCAUUUCGAGUUCUUGCUUUUCGAACUCUACACGCUAUGGCGGGACACCUGCGAGACCCUCCUGGUCGAGAGGCCCACCACCGAGCUCCAGCACCUCCUCUUCGCCUGGCGGGUUGAUGGGGUGCCAAAGAAAGACCCGACGCAGUCCCGGCCUAUAGGGGUGGGCUCCGUGCUCCUCAGGGCCUGGCUCACAGCCUGUGAGCACAGCCUGCCCACGCCACAAGACGCUCAGUUCGCCUGCAAAGCGGGCUCCACGGUGGUCCACGCCUGCUGCUCGUGGCUGCACGCCUGCCAGCACGGCUCGUGCGGACUGGAGCGGUGCCAGGUGGCGGGGGAGCUGGCCAGUGAGACACUCUGGCCUACGCGCAGCCUCGCUCAAGGGGACAGCACGGCGCCGAAGGCCCUGUGCCACGCACUUUCCCCCUGGGAGAUCAACGGCACCAAGUUCCUUUUCAUGGACGACAGGUCCGCCGUCUUCGACUCCGCCCCGCAGAUGGAGUCGGACGCGCAGGCCACCAACGCCUUCGACUCAGGCACGGGCGCUAUCGAGAACGUCGGGAAGCGCCAGGUCUGGAAGCGAGGGGACAGGACGCAGAUCGAGCACAUCAACAUCCUCGCUGUCCCUGAUGCUCCGGAUGAGCCGAUCACGCCUGCCGGGGGCUGGACCAAGCUCCGCAAGUGCUUGCACGCCAUCCGAGGCCUCCCGGGAGGCAGCGAAGCCAGGGCCACGGCGGUCCGGACCUACGCUAAACCGUUGGGGACUUGGUGUUCCCCGGUUUUCUCUCUGCCACCGCCCGACGUCGUCCCAGCAGCGAUGUCAGCGGUGCUUGCGACGAGGUCCACUUGGUGGUGCCGAGGCCGUUUCUGGGCCUCGAAUAUCGACCUGCACCCCAUCUUCAGCGCGGUGCUCACGGCCAUUGAUCGCAUCACCACCUGGGACCUCCGCUGGAGUACAUUCCUCGAAGUGAAUUUCACGACGUUCUUCGAUGCCAUAGGUUUCGAGUUCCUGCAGUACGACCCAGAGCGCGGAGUGCAGUUCCGACGCUCGGCGGACGAGCCUGAUGUCCGAGUUCGCCGAUUGUGCGGGCGCAGACACAUCUUCUGGAGCGACGAAGAGAUGGUGCCGCACCUCCUUCGCCAAGUAUGCCGGGCGAGAGCUCUUGCCCACGCAUCCGCGUCUCGCCACGACUCGGAGGGGGUCGACCAGAUCGACCUUGAAGCCUCCUCGGCACGAGCGUGGUCCACUUUCCGGGACUCGCUGACCCUGGAGGACAGGAUCCACUUGAAGAUCUUUCGCUGCGGAGCGACACACAGCCCGACGAGAAGAUGGAGCACCACCAGGCCCGAUCUUACGGCGGCCUGCCCGUCCUGCGGGGGUCCCCAUCGACCGAGUGCGCGCCACUACGUGGCCGAGUGCGCCGCCCUGGCGGGUUUCCGGCAGGAGCUGAACGACGCGUACCACAUCCCACCUGGCUGGUGGGCACGCCAGCCGCGGGCGACGCUGAAGACGGGAUGGAUCGCUUUCCCGGCUCACGCGUCCGCGGCCCGCAGAGCCGAGCUCCAGGUGGCCGUCUGCCGCAUGGGGCUCGUUGCCAUGGCGCAGAUGGCAGAUGAUUGCGAGGUGUUGAAGAGAGCCUAG